Spinacia oleracea (spinach) is the source of this 884-nucleotide messenger RNA. RefSeq names its product non-specific lipid-transfer protein-like. Lineage: Eukaryota; Viridiplantae; Streptophyta; Magnoliopsida; Caryophyllales; Amaranthaceae. The transcript is spliced from 2 exons. Gene Ontology annotation, biological process: lipid transport. Gene Ontology annotation, molecular function: lipid binding. The coding region runs from base 350 to 730 and encodes 126 amino acids. The record is from RefSeq and is a predicted model, not a curated record.
UUUUAUGAUGCGUCUCCUUUCUGUAUUUUUCUGUAAAUAUCAGAUGAGAACGCCCAACUUAAGACUCAUUCCAUAUGUUUCCAGUUUCCAACUCCCAAGUUCAUCCAAAAAGUUUCAUGCGGCAGACAAAUAUCCCAAAUAAAGACACCAAAAUAUGGAUAAACUCCCAAAAAAAAUAAACAUACAUCAACCCUCAAGUCCCAAACAAACAUCACCUUCUCCAGUAUCAACCUAAGCAAAUUCUUUAUUAUUUUGCUCGGUAUAUAAAUACACAUACGCUCCUAGGCUCCUAGCAGCAACUCUUUAAACCAGUUCCAAUAGCAAAAAACUGUACACUAACCUGAAAGAAAUGGCAACUUUCUCAUUCCUCAAGCUUGCUUGUGUUUUUGUGUUCAUCUGCGUGAUAUUGGGAGUCGCCUCACGUGCAACAGAGGCAGCCAUAUCAUGCAGUGGAGUUAGUGACUCCUUGUCACCCUGCAUGUCGCACCUGAAGAGCAGUGGGCCCACCCAGGAAACUCCACCAACGAACUGCUGUGCCGGGGUAAGGUCAGUCAAGGCCACAGCCCAACAAACGGGUGAACAUAGGGCCGUCUGUGAGUGUAUGAAAUCCACUGCAGCUAGCACCAAAGGGCUCAACUAUGACCAUGCAGCUAAGCUGCCUGCACAGUGUGGGGUUAGCAUGUCUUACACCUUCAGCCCCAACACUGACUGCACCAAAGUAAUGAAUUAGGGCUUCAAGGAGGGAAAACCGUUCUCUAAUAAACAUCACGCAUGAGACUACACCAAAGAGUCCCUCUUUCAUACUUCGUAUUACUUAAGUUUCUGUUUCUCUGUAAUGGAGUUCUGAUGUUCUGUAUGUACAGUUUGUUUACAUGAAUAAAUUG